Molecule: messenger RNA, 552 nt
Organism: Staurois parvus
Lineage: Eukaryota; Metazoa; Chordata; Amphibia; Anura; Ranidae
Source: the annotation of a GenBank genome assembly
AUGGUGCAGCUGGGGGCUAACCUGGCAGAUAAAGGUGACAAUGAACAAGGUUUGGAUGAGGACAAGGUGCCCUUGAUAACACCUCUUGAUGUUGACCAAUUGGAGCAACCAUUUCCUGAAAAGUUGAUUGUAAAAACUCGGACAGAAUAUCAGCUGCAGCAGAAAAAAAAGAGGAAGAUUCAUGUGCCAGGGAUUAAACGACUAAACAUAAACCUGUAUGAUGAGGUCUCUGAAAAGGUCAAGCUGACUGGCCUUAUCCUGAUCACCAUGGUUUUUCUGGCUUGUCUUCUGAUGCUGGUGAUGUACAAGGCUCUGUGGUAUGAACAGCUCACUUGUCCUGAAGGUUUCAUUUUCAAGCACAAGCAUUGCUCUCCUACAGACCUGGAAAUGUAUUAUUCCCAGCAAGAAGCAGGACCACAUGGCACCCUUUACACAGCAAUCACACAGGCCAAGAAGACUCUUCCAGAACUGCCUUCUCCCUGGCUGCCGGUCAUCAAUGCCCUCAAGGAGGCAGAAAAAGCCAAAAGAGAGAUGGGGGCAGCACAGCAAUGA